UUGCUGGUACUAGGCUAACAAGGUGCUCCGUCCCGUUGGAUACCGUAAACCUUCUGUGUGGCCACGUGCCUUAUGACCGAGCCAACCAUUUACACUCUGCCUUGACUUGUCGUGCUACGCGCAUGUAUACAAGAAAACUAUGACGAGCCACGCAUGCCUCUUCUCUGGCAAACCGCAGUAUGGAAGCAACAUCGAUUAAGCGCUUCAAUCAUAGACUGCUCUGACUCCCGCUUUGCUGUGUUGAUCAGCGGUCUCGAGAACCAGCUACAACACCUGUACGACUACAGAGCCCUCCCCUUUCUCAUUUUGGAAACCUUCAUCGACGAGCUCUUGACCAGGAUUGGAAGAGCAAAGACUGCCGAAUGGACCGUAGAUCCACCACCGACAGUUGCAGAGAGAUUCGACCAUCACGUUGAUCUAAAUCAUCUUUGUCUCGCUUACAUACCAUUUCUGGGCUGGCUCACAGAGUUCGACAUCUUGUGUGAGACCGCAUUCGCCUGCGAUCAAUGUCUUCGAUCUUGUCUAUUGCACAACGCACACAUCGUCCAGGCAACUCUGACAUAUGCAAACGCAGAGCUCAGCCAUCUCAACCAACAACUUCUCUUCCACCUCUGCUUUCAAACCAACAAUUUGCUAUCCUCUCUACAGACAAGCAAGGAAUCUUGCUGUGAUCAUUGCAGUCAAGUCAAGCAUCUGGCUUACAUAGCCUUUAGUCUUCUUCCUAUCGCUGUCAUCCUUACUCUUUCCGCCGUCUUUUUACGUCCUAGAUGGACUUCAAAGUGGAUAUUCUGGCUGUCGAUUGCGGCGUUUAUCUUACAUCUUGUUAUCCGCCAUUACAUACGUGUCACGCUGAGGACGUUCAGACAUACAUUUUUAUCCUACUUUACCGAUUCCAGACAUGCUGCUGGGACUGUCUUGGCCCAUUUAGCAAGACUCUUGACCCCAACUCCGAUAUAAUGGACAGCAGUAAAAUGAGCUGUUUGGUUGACAGGGCACAGAUGUGC
Aureobasidium subglaciale EXF-2481 is the source of this 1004-nucleotide messenger RNA. RefSeq lists its product as uncharacterized. The record is from RefSeq and is a predicted model, not a curated record. NCBI's taxonomy places the organism in Eukaryota, Fungi, Ascomycota, Dothideomycetes, Dothideales, Saccotheciaceae. The transcript has 3 exons. The coding region runs from base 154 to 957 and encodes 267 amino acids.